AUGCAAUGGAACGCUUUUUCCUUUGUGUCUUAUGUAUAUCUUCGUUAUUUUAUUUCGUUCCGCCCAAAUAUUGUGCUAGCCAGUGUUCGCUUGUCUUGGUAUAGUAUCAUUUAG
This is a messenger RNA of Saccharomyces cerevisiae S288C, 114 nucleotides long. RefSeq lists its product as uncharacterized. The coding region runs from base 1 to 114 and encodes 37 amino acids. The transcript has a single exon. The record is from RefSeq and is marked reviewed. NCBI's taxonomy places the organism in Eukaryota, Fungi, Ascomycota, Saccharomycetes, Saccharomycetales, Saccharomycetaceae.